AUGCUUCGAGAAAAUAAUGUACCGUAUUUUCACGAGAAUGCGUUUGGUUCUCAAGGAGGUGAAUCCCCACAAAAGGAUGAGACCCAAAACCAUUUGGCGAUGGUGAAAGCUCAAGUUGAAGAAGUGGUUGGAAUCAUGCAAGUAAAUGUGGAAAAAGUACUGGAAAGGGAGCAACAUCUGGCAUGCUUGGAUAAUCGAAGCGAAGCCUUGCAGAUGGGUGCAACACAGUUUGAAAAACAAUCCAAGAGAGUAAGGCGAAAAGCUUGGUGGCAACAUCGAAAAAUGAUGUUCUACAUUUGUGUGAUGACUCUCAUUAUGAUUGGUCUUAUUGUUGUGAUUUACCGUUAUUCUGGUGAAAAGUAA
Molecule: messenger RNA, 363 nt
Organism: Gryllus bimaculatus (two-spotted cricket)
Lineage: Eukaryota; Metazoa; Arthropoda; Insecta; Orthoptera; Gryllidae
Source: the annotation of a GenBank genome assembly